Prorocentrum cordatum is the source of this 2397-nucleotide messenger RNA. The record is from the annotation of a GenBank genome assembly. NCBI's taxonomy places the organism in Eukaryota, Dinophyceae, Prorocentrales, Prorocentraceae.
AUGCCCAUGAGGGGCCUAACGGCGGUCGUGAACACGGUGGCCGCUGCACUGUGGACGCUGGCGCGGCGCCAGUGCGACCGUUGUGGCGAGCAGCGGACCUGCGGGCGCACCGCCAACCGUCCGCCAGGGCUCCGGCGCCAGUGGCGCUGCGGCGGCGCAUCCGCGGUCUUGCUCUGCUACGCGCCCGGGGUCCGGCCCGCGGGCCAUGGGCGCGCCCGCAAGCUCACGCGACGCCGUGCCUGGUUCUGCCCCGGCAGCCGCAUCCAGCGGGGGCUCCAGUGCUGCAGUUGCGACAAGGGGCACAUGUAUAAGUACUGGCGUGGGUACGUUGAGUCCCCUUCUGGGAAUGGCCAGGGCGGUUUCACGAAGAGGGUGGAUACCGGUUGUCCUGCGUCAGAGAUCUUCAUGCUCAACAAGUCUUUCGGCGUGCAUGAUCAGUGGGCGCAGCGGUGGGCCUGCCGUUUGUACGCGCACAGGGCGUCCUUCCUUGGAGAGGCCCAGAUCUUGCGGGCGUUGGAACCAGAAGUCGCCACGGAGACUCUGGAGCAAUCGCUGGAAUCCGCAUGGGUGCGGCACCAGAUGUGGCAGAGAUCUUUGGAGCGCGAGGGCGCUCGCGCUGCCCUGGCAAGCUCUUUGUUGGAAUUGCCUCUGGAGAGCUUCCUGCAGAGUUGCGCAUCCUGGUGCCGCCCUCUCAUGAAGGAGCGCCGCCUCCGCGCGUGGCGGGCCAGCGGAGACAGGAUGGACAUCGUCUGCGUCGACGGCAACGCCAAGCUGUACCGGCGAUCGUGCGGCGCGCCGUGCGCCGAGGCCGUUUACCACGACGCCCUGGACUUGCACUUGGUGCGUGGUUGCCCAGAGUCGCCUUUGCAGAAAGGAGUGCUUUGCCGGCGUCGCCAGGAGCUCGCCGACCGCCCUGCCCUCGCUGGAGAAAUCGAAGCGCACCGCGUGCGGGCGCCCCUGUCCGCCAUGGCUUACCUUGACGUUGAAGUGCGAAUGACGGGCUUCGCUAAUUGGCAGCCCGCGUGCACGGUCCCCGACUCGACCGUGCAAGCGUAUUUCGCUAAGAAUGCAGAACAGGUCAUUCAAGAGCGCAAACGCCGUCGUCAAGAGCGCAGGGAGUUGCGCCGACAACCGCUUCGCUUGGUCUUAGGCGACUGGGCUUCCGGAUACGCUAAAGACAAGUGCUCGUGCAAGACGCGCAAGGAGUCUGUCUCGGCCAUCCGCGCGGCAGAACGGUCGGCCGGCUUCCUUGCCGCAGUCUCAGAGAGCGGGAUUGUCGGUGCUCUUGAAGAAGUGAUUACUGCUGAGACGCUUUCCCAGCGCUAUUGCUUUUUGGCAGACGUGGCAAGUGCCGUCCCGGAGCUCAAGACGCUCGUGCACGACGACGCGUGCCGCGUGCGUUUAUUCGCCAAGGGCAGGGCGGAGGGCGCAGCGCCCGGCAGCCUGGCCGUUCGCCUGGGCCAGUUUCGGUACGUCGUCGACCGACCCCGCAGCAAAGGGCACGUCGAUGCCACGUGCAAGGCGGAAUGCUUCCCAGACGUGCCCGCGAACGCUGCCGCCCUGGGUGAUUUCCCCACGCCGAUAUGCGAGUCUGUCAACGCGCAGCUGUCGCCCUUGGCGCACACCGUACACCACAUGGGGCGGUGGGUCUGCGACUUCAUCGUGGGCGAAUGCGUGGACGUUCACAAUGAGUUGCGCGCCCAGGAAGCGGCGCGCGGGGCUGCCAGGGCGGCCCGGAAGGCAGCCCGGCUCGACCGCGCGCUUCCCCCACGCCCGGUGCCCGCAGAGAUUCCCGCCGCGGGCUCGGCCCCGGCGGGGGCGCCCGCGGGCGCGGGCAGGGCGGCGGCCGCGGGCGCCGCCCCGGAUGCGGCGCAGGCGAUUAUCGUGCGCCGGAGGCUCUUGCCGGUUUGGGCAGCUGCUCUCGCUGACGGCGAGAAGUUUUUCGAGUGCCAGGGGCAUUUUAAAGGGCACCCUGGGAACACAAUGGCUUUCGCAUGCCCUGGGGCCCGGGUCAUUUUCGGGAAGGACACCGCUGCCGGAGUUGCGGUCUGCGCUGGGCCAGCGCAGCGCGGCUGCAACGCCGACGACGCGCAGCGCUUGCUCCGCGCGAUUCCGGAGCGCCUCCGUGACGAGCUGACCGCGUACCUCGCCCCAGCUCUCUCGUUCGACGUCCUGCACGUGGGCGCUGUCUUCGAUCUCCGCCCCUUGGCGUUGACGUGGCCCGCGCUUGAGGAGGCGCUUGCCGCGCAGCCGCUGCUGCAGAAUCAAGGCUUCCCGCGCUUCCACGGUGGCGAUUUAAAUGCGCGCCUGGAUGCGCUCUGUCGGCGACCUGGCGUCGUCGUCCGGCGGCCGCCCCCGCCGGUCCGGCCAGAUCAACGGCGCUUGUUCAGCGGCAAG